This is a messenger RNA of Dictyostelium discoideum AX4, 1113 nucleotides long. RefSeq lists its product as hypothetical. Lineage: Eukaryota; Evosea; Eumycetozoa; Dictyosteliales; Dictyosteliaceae. The coding region runs from base 1 to 1113 and encodes 370 amino acids. The transcript has a single exon. The record is from RefSeq and is a predicted model, not a curated record.
AUGAAAUUAUUAUAUAUUGUAGUAUUUUUAUUAUUUGCUAUAAAACUUUGUUGUUCAGAGUAUUGUGGAGAAACUUAUUGCGUUGAAAAUAGAAAUUGUUAUUCAUUUAUAGGUUGCAGAAAUUCAACAUGUUUAUAUGAAACAAUAGAUUUAGAUGAUGAAGUUGAUUGUACAGUCGACACAUGUAGUGAUAGAUAUGGUGUUAAAAAUACUCCAAAUAAUUCAUUAUGCCCACCAGAAAAUUUAUGUGAUAUGUUUCUAUGUGAUACUCAAAGUGGUUGUGUUGCUAUACCAAAAGUAAAUUGUCCAGCACCAAACCCAUGUCAAAUUCCAUUAGGUUGUAAUAGAGAAACUGGUAUUUGUGAAUACGAUGAAAUUGAUUGCCAUGAUGAUAAUGAAUGUACCAACGACUAUUGUGACCCAAUACUUGGAGAAUGCAUCCACUUUUCCAAUGAUACCAUUUGUUCAAAUAAAGCAAGUAACUUCUCUACUUGUGUCCUAAGUGGAGUAUGUGGAGAGUUUGGCUGUAAAUACGUAGAAGAUAAUUGCAAUGAUGGUAAUCCAUGCACAGAUGAUUAUUGCGAUUUUAAAAACGGAUGUGUUUCACAAAAAAACGAUUGGAAUUGUGAUUCACUAAGUGCAUGUUCCGAAGGUAUAUGUACCGACAAUGGAUGUGUUCAACAAGAGGUCGAUUGUGAUGAUGAUAACCCAUGUUCAGAAGAUUUUUGUCAUCCCUUAUUUGGAUGUGGUUCAAUAUUAAAUGAUACUAUUUGUACAAAUGGUAAUAAAUGUGUAAAUAGUACAUGUACUGAAGAUGGUUGUUCAUUACCAGUUCCAAUAGUUUGCGAAGAUGGAAAUCCAUGUUCUGAUGACACCUGUAAUCCCUCCACUGGUUGCCAAUUCACAUUGAAUAAUUCAAAUUGUAAUGAUGGAAAGAAAUGCACUAUAGAUCAAUGUGGUCUAAAUGGUUGUACACAUACAAAUAUUACAUGCCCACCAAAAAAAGUUGUGGACAUUAUUCUUAUAGGAUUAAUUUGUAGAAAUCACUACUGUGAUCAAUCAACUGGAAAUUGUGUUCCUGAUAUGAAUUCAGUAUCUCUAUUAUGUAUAUAA